Molecule: messenger RNA, 4655 nt
Organism: Sphaeramia orbicularis (orbiculate cardinalfish)
Lineage: Eukaryota; Metazoa; Chordata; Actinopteri; Kurtiformes; Apogonidae
Gene: wdr76
Product: WD repeat domain 76
Exons: 15
Coding region: 147-1805 (552 amino acids)
Biological process (GO): regulation of DNA damage checkpoint
Cellular component (GO): nucleus
Molecular function (GO): DNA binding; protein binding
Source: RefSeq, a predicted model, not a curated record
UAGGAGGGGCUUGUUACAAAACAUUUCAGCAUGUGGCGCCAAUUACUCGUAAGACUUUAGAGUCAAAUACCGGCUGAAAGUUGUGGAGUUAACACCAAGGAAUACUAAGAAAAGGGUAAAAGCGUCGUUUUUUGGACUUUAGUGAAAUGCCGACCACCAGAGAGAAACAAGAAGAGGUUGAGGUUGUUGUUCAGGAGAUGACCCCACAGGUGGAGGGUCCUGUCCGUCGGUCAUCUCGACGGACCCUGGUCCCUAAACGCCUCAGAUACUCUCCUGAAGAAACACCAGAGGAACCAACCAUUAAACAACAGAGACAAGAAAAACACAAUAAAAUAAAGAACCAGAAGAAGAAGGUCGACUUAAAAGAGCAGGAUCCCUCAGAUAUUGAAAAUAGUGAUGGGGCACAAACAUCUGAAGAGUAUGGAGGACUUUCAGCGUAUGAACUGGAGCGCCUGGAGAACAUCAGGCAGAACAAAGCAUUCCUCUCAACUCUCGACAUAUUCCAGGCAUCUGAGGAGUUGAAAUGGUCGUCAAAGCCAAAGCCAUCACAGAGGGGUCUCAUGAGGUCACAGGCUGCUCAAAGUGAAUCACUACCAGCUCGUCGAUCACUGCGUCUCCAAAAUAAAGAGGCUGAGGUCCUCACACUUCCCCCUGAACCCAAAGGAACGCUGACCUAUGAACAGCCACUCAAGAAGCCUCCUGGUCCUCUUCCCAUGAUUCCAGUCAACCUGGAUGAAGGAAGCAAACUGCCCUCACAGCUUGUUGAGCUCUGUUCUGAGAGCUCAACAGAACAAGUUAAGGCAAAGCUUCAUCUGAAAGAGUAUCGUUCUGCACUUUCACACAUGAAGAUCACACCAGGCAGAGUGGCCAAAGUGGUGAAAGAUCGCAUCUUUUCAGCUGCCUUCCAUCCAUGCACCAGCAGCCUGUUCAUGGCAGCAGGAGACAAGUGGGGGCGGGUGGGACUCUGGAGUGUGGAGAGUGACUGGGGGCAUGAUGGUGUCCUGCUCUUUGAGCCCCACACCCGUCCUGUGGGCUGCAUGGCCUUUUCCACAGCUCAACCCACUCACCUACUGAGCCUGAGCUAUGAUGGAUCUCUGCGCUGCAUGGAUGUAGAGAAGGCUGUCUUCAACGAUGUCUACGACACUGCAGAUGGCCUAAAAACUUUUAGUUUCAUGUCAGAUGACUGUUUGAGCCUGUUGGUCGGGAACUGGUACGGAGAAGUUGCCGUUGUCGACAGGCGAACCCCAGGAAACACCCAUGAGUCUCUUCAUACACUGGACCAGGUUCUACGUUGUGUCAGUGUCCACCCUUUACAGAAGCAGUACUUCGCUGUGGCAGAGCGCAAGACAGUGAGUAUUUACGACAGCCGAUAUCUGAAGAGGAACAUCCAGCCGGUUUCCCAGCUGCGUGGCCACUCUUUAAGCAUAUCCAGCGCUUACUUCUCCCCUUGUACAGGAAACAGAGUUCUCACCUCCUGUAUGGAUGGCAACAUAAGGAUAUAUGACACAUCUGCGCUAACCUCUGAAGCUCCUUUACUCACGGCCAUAAGGCAUAACAUGAACACCGGCCGUUGGUUGACCAAACUGUCAGCGAUGUGGGAUCCAAAACAGGAGGACUGCUUCGUGGUGGGGAGCAUGGCGUUGCCUCGGUGUGUGCAGGUGUUCCAUGAGAACGGCCAGCUCCAGCACACCUUUAAAGAUGAUGAGAACCUGACCACAGUGCUGUCAGUCACAGCCUUCCACCCCACAAGGAACGCCUUACUGGGAGGCAACGCAUCUGGCCGUUUGCAUGCGUUUUCUGACUAGAAUGAAAACCUGUGACCAAGUGUCCUCCAGCAGAGUAGGAAGCACAAAUAAAUAAAAGGUGUUACCACAGGAGAUACAGCCUAAACGGGUAGAUGUAUCACACUGAAGGGAAAAUAUAAAGUGUCGUCAUCGCUAAGUUAGGUUUGGUUUGCAAUGAAUUCAUUUUGUUAAAAUUGAAGUUUCAGAACAAAGCAUAUGCAUACACAACUAAUGGCAUUUAAUAUAAACCUUUAUGUAGAUCAGUCUGCUGACAUGUUUCAUGUCUUAUAUUAACUUACUAUAUGUUAACUCCUUCUGUUCUGUUCUGCUGUUCAACACUGAGUUACCUCAGGUUUAAACAUUGUGCAGACGCUUAAAGUAGAAAAUAUUUGAUACUUAAAUAUUUCCAUUCCAGGUGGGGAGUUGGAGUCGUGUAAGCCUUUUCUUAAAUAUGUUUUCUUAUUUGUAAAGUUCUUCUUACAUGUUCAUUUAUUUUUUUUCUACAUUUUAUUUGUGGUGGGUAAAUCAAUUUAAAUAAAUGUUCUUGUAUUUUUAUACAACUUUUCUUUAGUAUGCUUUCUCUCUGAGCCACCUUAAGAUGGCAGUAUAGUACCAUAAAAGCAGCAUUAGCUUUUUUUUUUUUUUUUUUGACAAUUCUUUGUGAAUUGAGUUCGACCUGUGUACAGACCAACUGCCAGAUGUUAAGAAUAUAUUAUAUUUAUUCAUAAAUAGAUUACACCAGUCAUCAGUCAGUGAUUGGAUAAGCAAUCCUGUUUGGAGGUAAUAAAAUGCAGAACACAUGCUUACAGAGACAUUUUCAUGUGCAGGGCCAUAGUACAGGAGGAAGCUUACAGACAGACCAUAUCAGAGGCUUAUUCCUGUGCACAGAAUUCAGGAAAAAUGAAUACAAGAGUUGUCUCUAUGAUCUGGGAUAACCUCUUGUCAUUUUACCAACUUGAGUGAAAACAUGUUUGAAAAACAGGAACAAACAAAAACAUCCAUAUUUUAAAACCUGUAUUGCACAGCAAAUUUGUCCAGUAGAUGAAUAUGCUACUUCUGCUGUUUUAAAUGUGUUUCAAAGUCAAGUAUAAAUGAGUUUCCUGUCUUCAUCAAGAUGUACCUACUUUGCCGGAACAUUCAAAAGAACUUGACAUCUCAUCUCUCAUAAAAUACAUCUAGACACAGCUGUAGGCAACCAAAGAGGAUUAACAUUUAAACCAUAUUUUUUUUAUAUUGAUGUAUUGAAGACGAGUAGCAACACUUAAUGUUAAUCGGUGACGGUGCCCAUCAUUGCUUUGACACAUGCAUCUACAAGCUGCUUAUUACCUUCUGAGAGGAAUUCAACACAUUUUGCAUUUCUAUCAAAUGGAAACAAAACUAAGCCUGGGUGUUAGUAUUUACUAGUCUUCAUUAAGCUUUCAGCAAUAGUUAUUGUUCAAAUUACAUUGUAGAUUUUCAUUGAUAAACUAUAAAAUAAGGUGAAGUAAGGAUUUUCUGCCUCAACUGGACAUAUAAUUUUUUUUUCCUUCAAGACAUCACCCUAUUUUACCUGAUACAUUAAUCAGAAACCACGAAGCACCAUCUGAAUUACAGCAAAACAUGUUAGUGUUUUGAUCACAUCUGAAACCCAACCACAACAUUAGGAAUUUAAAUACUGCAUGUCAUUCAGUAACUUAUGUAAAUAAGACAAUUAAAGAGAUUGGGAAUUGUUGAUCAUUUUGCAGUUUUCUUAAUCUUAAAAGAACUGUUCAAAAAACACUUAAAGCUUGUUAUUAAAGAUUCACUAAUCAUUUAUGUCUACAGGGACUGAAAUAUCAACAGCAUCUUUGCAAAAUACUUUUAGAUGUCUGGAUGUAACACGAUUGAAACUGCAAAUCUGCAUAAACAAUAGCCUUCAGAUAUGAUUGUGUGCACCUGCUGAUCAGUUGGACACAUUGUCAUUGGAUUCAUGCUGCAGAUUGGGCUGCAGAUGCACUGUAGGCUAACCUGUGAAACAUCACACACUAUGGCUCAAAGACAGACACCAACUAUCAGUCUCUGUUGUCACAUAUGGAUGUUCUGACAGAAACAGCAGACAGAGGAUUCUUUGGUAGGUGUGAUGAUGAAGUAGGAUGUAAACAUGACUUGUCUUAGGCUAAAUUCUCCUGUAGGCGAGUGGACGGCUGGAAACUAUGCUUUGUAAAAAAUAAUGUUUCAAGUUCAUUACGAGUCACUGUGAGGAAAUCUCAACGUGUUAAAGUGGUUUGUACUCAAAUGGAGCUUUCAGUAUAUUCACCCUUUACAGAUAAAGCACAGCAGAAAUAUGUAAAGAUAAAUGACCUUCACUCAGUGUGGCUUUCAUGUGAAUGAGCUCUCCUACUGUGGGACAAUUGCACAAUUUUUUUCACUUUACAAAAGGUAAAACCAUGUGGAAAAGAUCCUGGUUUUGUAUAUUAACAGUAUUGCACAUCAAGAUAAACUCCCACAGAGUGGAGUCACAGAGCAAACCAACACUAUUCACUAUUACUAGUCCCAUCACCUUCACAACUAGUUUGUAAUACUGUAAAAAUAACUACAGCAGAGUGACUUAUACACAGAAGUUGAUUGUGGUUAUUAGCAUUAUUUAGCUGCUACUUUAUAAAUCAGUAAAUCUACCACCUCCAUUACUUAUUUAUAUCCUUACAAAAGCUUAGUUUCUAAUCAUUAGAUGACUGAACUUUAUUGACACUCUAGGGUCCAGAUAAAAAUGGCAAACGAAUGUGAAAACACUGUUAAUGGAUGUUUAAGGUCUGACUACAGCUACUGUUUUCAGACCAUAGAUUGUAUGUAAAACACGUGAGGUUGUGUACCACAUCAGGACAAAUCUGAAAAUAUCUGGUUUCCAAAUGUCAA